CCGAUAGCAAAAAAGGAAUUUAACAUAUAAAAGAUGAAAAAGUAUCAUUUAGUAGUGAUUUUAGUAUUUAAAAUACAUGUUGUUGAAAUGAUACAAACAUUUGGGCCAGGCAACAUAAAUGCUGCAAGUAUCAGUUUAACAACAAACAAACCUUCAUAUAUUUCACAAAAAUCAACAACUAAAAUUAAUAACUUAGUGACAAAAUGUGAAGAUGAGGUGAAAAAUACUUUUACUGACACUCAAAGAGAUAACUCUUUAUUAAAAGAUUUUCAGAGUAAUCAGAAUCUAAUUAGUAAUAAACAAAACACUAUAACUAAAUGUGAUCAGGAAAUUAUAAAAAUAAAACCACUUUCAGUGGUAAAUAAAACACAAGUAAUAACUUUAUCAACCAAAAUUUUUCCUUUAUCAACUUUAAAUAAAAACUUAACUACAAUAAACAAAUGUGAAGAUGAAACUUUAAUUACAAAAUCAAGAAGUAACGAAAAGUUAAUUAGCAUCGAAAAUAAAAUAACAGUAAGUACAAAAGUCUUAACAAAUUUAGAUCAAACUUUAAAUAAAACUCGAAUAAUAAUUUCCCCAACAAAAGCUUCUACUCUGUCAACUUCAUCUAAAAAUUUUGUUUCAGAUGAAGAUGAAUCUUUAAAAAUAACGAAAAGUAACCAAAAUUUAAGUAACCGAGAAAAUAUCACAACAAAAAAUGCUCAGAUAAUUAUACAAAAUGACAAAAGCAUCUCCAAAUGUGAGCUUGAAAAAGAAACUAAAAAAGUUAUAAAGAAUACAACUGCAAUACCUAAAACUUCAUCAGAAGCAAAUGAAAAAGACAAAACAAUUAUGCCAACCAUAAUUACAAGGUGUGAAAAUGAAAUAUUAUAUUAUAAAUCUAUUAAUCAAAUAGAUAUUUCUGAAAAACCUUCUGUAUCAACAAAAUCAACAAUUUCAGAACAAAAGACAGAUAAUAAAGAAUCUACUAGAGCAUCAUUAUUCUCAGCUCAACCAACCUCAACUGCAGGACCUGAAGAAGAAACCUCGUCAAUCCGAAUAGUUCUAAGUUCAUCAUUGUCACCAAUUUCAUCAAAGUUACCAACAUCUAUUGAACAGAAAACAUCUCAGAAACCUUUCGUACCAGAUAAGUCAACAGUUUUAUCAACAAAGGAGGAAAAAACACAAUAUACUCAAGCAUCAUCAGUCUCUCGCACACCAACCUUUAAUGCAACAACUAAAGAGCAUCAGGCCUCAGAAAAAAUUAAGCAAAUUAGUACAACAAUAUCACCAAUUUCAUCAACAUCUAUAGAACAAAAAGCAUCUUACAAACCUUCCGUAACAGAAAAGUCAACAAUUUCAACAACAACACCUGAUAAAUUACAAUCUACUCAAACAUCAUCAGUUCCCGUUCAACCAACCUCAUGUGCUGAAGAACAUCAAACCUCAACAAUAAAAAACCAAGUAAGUACAAAACUAACACCAAUUUCAUCAGAAUUACCAAUAUCAAAUAAAUUUGAAACAACUCAAAAAUCUUCUCCAUCAGAAAAAUCAACAUUUUCAAUUAAAAAGAGCGAUCUAACACAAUCUACUAAAGCAUCAUCAGUCACAUUUCAACCAACCACUUGUGCUGAUGAACAUAUAAUAACGAAACAGAUAAGUACAACAGGGUCACCCAUUUCAUCAAAGUUAUCAACAUCUAUUCAACAGGAAACAUCUCAGAAACCUUAUGUAUCAGAAAAGUCAACAAUUUUAGCAACAAAAUCUGAUAAAACACAAUCUAGCCAAGCAUCAUCAGUAUCUGAUAAACUAACCUCUACUGCAGCAACUGAAGAACUUAAAACCUCAUCAAUAGAAAAGCAAUUCAGUACAAUAGUGUCACCGACUUCAUCAAAGUUACAAACAUCUAUUGAAAAGGAGACAUCUCAAAAAUUUUCUGGAUCGGAAAAGUCAACAAUUGUAGUUACAAAGAAUGUGGAAACUCAAUCUACUCAAGCAUCAUCAGUACCUGGUAAACCAACCUCUACUGCAGCAACUGAAGAACUUAAAACCUCAUCAAUAGAAAAACAAUUCAGUACAACAGUGUCACCGACUUCAUCAAAAUUACAAACAUCUAUUGAACAGGAGACAUCUCAGAAAUUUUCUGGAUCGGAAAAGUCAACAAUUGUAGUUACAAAGAAUGUGGAAACUCAAUCUACUCAAGCAUCAUCAAAAUCUAGUAAACCAACCUCUACUGCAGCAACUGAAGAACAUCAAACCUCAGCAAUAGAAAAACAAUUUGGUACAACAGUGUCAACAAUUUCAUCAAAGUUACCAACAUUUAUUCAACAGGAAACAUCUCAGAAAUCUUCUGUACUGGAAAAGUCAACAGUUGCAGCAACACAGACUGAUAAAGCACAACCUAGCCAAGCAUCAUCAGUAUCUGAUAAACUAACCUCUACUGCAGCAACUGAAGAACGUCAAACCUCAUCAAUAGAAAAGCAAUUCAGUACAACAGUGUCACCGACUUCAUCAAAGUUACAAACAUCUAUUGAACAUGAGACAUCUCAGAAAUUUUCUGGAUCGGAAAAAUCAACAAUUGUAGUUACAAAGAAUGUGGAAACUCAAUCUACUCAAGCAUCAUCAAAAUCUAGUAAACCAACCUCUACUGCAGCAACUGAAGAACGUCAAACCUCAUCAAUAGAAAAACAAUUUGGUACAACAGUGUCACCAAUUUCAUCAAAGUUACUAACAUCUAUUCAACAGGAAACAUCUCAGAAAUCUUCUGUGUUGGAAAAGUCAACAGUUAUAACAACACAGACUGAUAAAGCACAAUCUAGCCAAGCAUCAUCAGUAUCUGAUAAACUAACCUCUACUGCAGCAACUGAAGAACGUCAAACCUCAUCAAUAGAAAAGCAAUUCAGUACAACAGUGUCACCGACUGCAUCAAAGUUACAAACAUCUAUUGAAAAGGAGACUACUCAGAAAGUUUCUGGAUCGGAAAAGUCAACAAUUGUAGUUACAAAAAAAGUGGAAACACAAUCUACUCAAGCAUCAUCAGUACCUGGUAAACCAACCUCUACUGCAGCAACUGAAGAACUUAAAACCUUAUCAAUAGAAAAACAAUUCAGUACAACAGUAUCACCGACUUCAUCAAAGUUACAAACAUCUAUUGAACAGGAGACAUCUCAGAAAUUUUCUGGACCGGAAAAGUCAACAAUUGUAGUUACAAAGAAUGUGGAAACUCAAUCUACUCAAGCAUCAUCAAAAUCUAGUAAACCAACCUCUACUGCAGCAACUGAAGAACAUCAAACCUCAGCAAUAGAAAAACAAUUUGGUACAACAGUGUCACCAAUUUCAUCAAAGUUACCAACAUCUAUUCAACAGGAAACAUCUCAGAAAUCUUCUGUGUUGGAAAAGUCAACAGUUAUAACAACACAGACUGAUAAAGCACAAUCUAGCCAAGCAUCAUCAGUAUCUGAUAAACUAACCUCUACUGCAGCAACUGAAGAACGUCAAACCUCAUCAAUAGAAAAGCAAUUCAGUACAACAGUGUCACCGACAACAUCAAAGUUACAAACAUCUAUUGAAAAGGAGACAUCUCAGAAAUUUUCUGGAUCGGAAAAGUCAACAAUUGUAGUUACAAAAAAUGUCGAAACACAAUCUACUCAAGCAUCAUCAGUACCUGGUAAACCAACCUCUACUGCAGCAACUGAAGAACUUAAAACCUUAUCAAUAGAAAAACAAUUCAGUACAACAGUGUCACCGACUUCAUCAAAGUUACAAACAUCUAUUGAACAAGAGACAUCUCAGAAAUUUUCUGGAUCGGAAAAGUCAACAAUUGUAGUUACAAAGAAUGUGGAAACUCAAUCUACUCAAGCAUCAUCAAAAUCUAGUAAACCAACCUCUACUGCAGCAACUGAAGGACAUCAAACCUCAGCAAUAGAAAAACAAUUAGGUACAACAGUGUCACCAAUUUCAUCAAAGUUACCAACAUCUAUUCAACAGGAAACAUCUCAGAAAUCUUCUGUGUUGGAAAAGUCAACAGUUAUAACAACCCAGACUGAUAAAGCACAAUCUAGCCAAGCAUCAUCAGUAUCUGAUAAACUAACCUCUACUGCAGCAACUGAAGAACGUCAAACCUCAUCAAUAGAAAAGCAAUUCAGUACAACAGUGUCACCGAAUACAUCAAAGUUACAAACAUCUAUUGAAAAGGAGACAUCUCAGAAAUCUUCUGUACUGGAAAAGUCAACAAUUGUAGUUACAAAAAAUGUCGAAACACAAUCUACUCAAGCAUCAUCAGUACCUGGUAAACCAACCUCUACUGCAGCAACUGAAGAACUUAAAACCUCAUCAAUAGAAAAACAAUUCAGUGCAACAGUGUCACCGACUUCAUCAAAGUUACAAACAUCUAUUGAACAAGAGACAUCUCAGAAAUUUUCUGGAUCGGAAAAGUCAACAAUUGUAGUUACAAAGAAUGUGGAAACUCAAUCUACUCAAGCAUCAUCAAAAUCUAGUAAACCAACCUCUACUGCAGCAACUGAAGGACAUCAAACCUCAGCAAUAGAAAAACAAUUAGGUACAACAGUGUCACCAAUUUCAUCAAAGUUACCAACAUCUAUUCAACAGGAAACAUCUCAGAAAUCUUCUGUGUUGGAAAAGUCAACAGUUAUAACAACCCAGACUGAUAAAGCACAAUCUAGCCAAGCAUCAUCAGUAUCUGAUAAACUAACCUCUACUGCAGCAACUGAAGAACGUCAAACCUCAUCAAUAGAAAAGCAAUUCAGUACAACAGUGUCACCGAAUACAUCAAAGUUACAAACAUCUAUUGAAAAGGAGACAUCUCAGAAAUCUUCUGUACUGGAAAAGUCAACAAUUGUAGUUACAAAAAAUGUCGAAACACAAUCUACUCAAGCAUCAUCAGUACCUGGUAAACCAACCUCUACUGCAGCAACUGAAGAACUUAAAACCUCAUCAAUAGAAAAACAAUUCAGUGCAACAGUGUCACCGACUUCAUCAAAGUUACAAACAUCUAUUGAACAGGAGACAUCUCAGAAAUUUUCUGGACCGGAAAAGUCAACAAUUGUAGUUACAAAGAAUGUGGAAACUCAAUCUACUCAAGCAUCAUCAAAAUCUAGUAAACCAACCUCUACUGCAGCAACUGAAGAACAUCAAACCUCAGCAAUAGAAAAACAAUUUGGUACAACAGUGUCACCAAUUUCAUCAAAGUUACCAACAUCUAUUCAACAGGAAACAUCUCAGAAAUCUUCUGUGUUGGAAAAGUCAACAGUUAUAACAACACAGACUGAUAAAGCACAAUCUAGCCAAGCAUCAUCAGUAUCUGAUAAACUAACCUCUACUGCAGCAACUGAAGAACGUCAAACCUCAUCAAUAGAAAAGCAAUUCAGUACAACAGUGUCACCGACAACAUCAAAGUUACAAACAUCUAUUGAAAAGGAGACAUCUCAGAAAUUUUCUGGAUCGGAAAAGUCAACAAUUGUAGUUACAAAAAAUGUCGAAACACAAUCUACUCAAGCAUCAUCAGUACCUGGUAAACCAACCUCUACUGCAGCAACUGAAGAACUUAAAACCUUAUCAAUAGAAAAACAAUUCAGUACAACAGUGUCACCGACUUCAUCAAAGUUACAAACAUCUAUUGAACAAGAGACAUCUCAGAAAUUUUCUGGAUCGGAAAAGUCAACAAUUGUAGUUACAAAGAAUGUGGAAACUCAAUCUACUCAAGCAUCAUCAAAAUCUAGUAAACCAACCUCUACUGCAGCAACUGAAGAACAUCAAACCUCAGCAAUAGAAAAACAAUUAGGUACAACAGUGUCACCAAUUUCAUCAAAGUUACCAACAUCUAUUCAACAGGAAACAUCUCAGAAAUCUUCUGUGUUGGAAAAGUCAACAGUUAUAACAACCCAGACUGAUAAAGCACAAUCUAGCCAAGCAUCAUCAGUAUCUGAUAAACUAACCUCUACUGCAGCAACUGAAGAACGUCAAACCUCAUCAAUAGAAAAGCAAUUCAGUACAACAGUGUCACCGAAUACAUCAAAGUUACAAACAUCUAUUGAAAAGGAGACAUCUCAGAAAUCUUCUGUACUGGAAAAGUCAACAAUUGUAGUUACAAAAAAUGUCGAAACACAAUCUACUCAAGCAUCAUCAGUACCUGGUAAACCAACCUCUACUGCAGCAACUGAAGAACUUAAAACCUCAUCAAUAGAAAAACAAUUCAGUGCAACAGUGUCACCGACUUCAUCAAAGUUACAAACAUCUAUUGAACAGGAGACAUCUCAGAAAUUUUCUGGACCGGAAAAGUCAACAAUUGUAGUUACAAAGAAUGUGGAAACUCAAUCUACUCAAGCAUCAUCAAAAUCUAGUAAACCAACCUCUACUGCAGCAACUGAAGAACAUCAAACCUCAGCAAUAGAAAAACAAUUUGGUACAACAGUGUCACCAAUUUCAUCAAAGUUACCAACAUCUAUUCAACAGGAAACAUCUCAGAAAUCUUCUGUGUUGGAAAAGUCAACAGUUAUAACAACACAGACUGAUAAAGCACAAUCUAGCCAAGCAUCAUCAGUAUCUGAUAAACUAACCUCUACUGCAGCAACUGAAGAACGUCAAACCUCAUCAAUAGAAAAGCAAUUCAGUACAACAGUGUCACCGACUACAUCAAAGUUACAAACAUCUAUUGAAAAGGAGACAUCUCAGAAAUUUUCUGGAUCGGAAAAGUCAACAGUUGUAGUUACAAAAAAUGUGGAAACACAAUCUACUCAAGCAUCAUCAGUACCUGGUAAACCAACCUCUACUGCAGCAACUGAAGAACUUAAAACCUUAUCAAUAGAAAAACAAUUCAGUACAACAGUAUCACCGACUUCAUCAAAGUUACAAACAUCUAUUGAACAGGAGACAUCUCAGAAAUUUUCUGGACCGGAAAAGUCAACAAUUGUAGUUACAAAGAAUGUGGAAACUCAAUCUACUCAAGCAUCAUCAAAAUCUAGUAAACCAACCUCUACUGCAGCAACUGAAGAACGUCAAACCUCAUCAAUAGAAAAGCAAUUCAGUGCAACAGUGUCACCGACUUCAUCAAAGUUGCCAACAUCUAUUCAACAGGAAACAUCUCAGAAAUCUUCUGUAUUGGAAAAGUCAACAAUUCAAGCAACAAAUACUGAUAAAGCAAAGUCUACCCAAGCGUCAUCAGUAUCUGGUAAACUAACAUUUACUAUAUCAACUGAAGGUCAUCAAACCGCAGCAAUAGAAAAGCAGUUCAGUACAACUCUGUUGCCUAUUGCAUCUUCAUCUGUUAAAGCAAAAACAUCCAUUAAACCUUCUUUAUCAGAAAAGUCUACGAUUUUGGCAACAACAGCUGAUGAAUUACAAACUUUUAAAACAUCAUCAGUUCCAGUAGAACCCACUUCGUGUGCUGAGGAACAUCAAAUCUCAACAAAUAAAAAUCGUAUAACUACAAAGGUGACUCUGAUUUCCUCAAAAUUACCGAUAUCAAUUGAACUUGAUGUGUCUUCUCAAAAAUCUUCUUUUAUAGAAAAAACAACAAUUUUAUCUACAAAGAAUGAUCAAACCCAAUCUACUCAAGCAUCAUCAGUUCAACCAAGCACUUGUGCUGACGAACAUAAAUCAAUAAAACAGUUUAGUACAACAGAAUCAUCAAUUUCAUCUAAUUUGCUAACAUCUGUUAAACAGGAAACAUCUCAAAGUUCUUCUAUAUUAGAAAAGACAACAGUUUUAGCAACAACAUCUGAUCAAUUACAUUCUUCUAGAACAUCAUCAGUUCCAGUUCAACCAUCUUCAUGUUCUGAAGAACAUCAAACCCCAACAAUAAAAAACCAAGUAAGUACAAAGUCAACACCUAUUUCAUCAAAAAUACCAAUAUCAAAUAAAGUUGAAACAUCUCAAAAAUCUUCUCUACCAGAAAAAACAAUAAUUUCAGUUGCAAACAGUGAUCUAACACAUUCUACUAAAGCAUCAUCAGUCCCAUUUCAACCAAUCACUUGUGCUGAUGAACAUAUAAUAAUGAAACAGAUAAGUACAACAGGGUCACCAAUUACAUCCAAAUUACCAAUAUCUACUGAACAGGAAACAUCUCAGAAGUCUUAUGUAUCAGAAAAGUCAACUAUUGUAGCAACAAAAACUGAUAAAACACGAUCUACCCAAGCAUCAUCAGUAUCUGGUAAGUUAACAUCAUCUGCAUCAACUAAAGAAGAUCAAACCUCAGCAAUAGAAAAGGAAUUCAGUACAACAGUGUCACCAAUUUCAUCUAAGUUAUCAACAUCUAUUGAACAAGAAACAUCUCAGAAAUAUUCUGUAUCGGAAAAGUCAACAUUUGUAGCAACAAAAGAUGUCAAAACACAAUCUACUCAAGCAUCAUCAGUAUCUGGUAAACCAUCAUUCUCUGCAGCAACUGAAGAACAUCAAACCUCAGAAAUAGAAAAGCAGUUCAGUUCGACAGUGUCACCAAUUUCAUAUAAGUCACCAACAUCUAUUAACCAAGAAACAUCUCAGAAAUCUUCUAUAUUAGAAAAGUCAACAAUUUUAGCAACAAAAACUGAUAAAACACAAUCGAAUCUAGAACCAUUAGUUUCUAUUAAAUCAACCUCUACUGGUGCAACGGAAGAACAACAAACUUCAGGAAUUUUUAAACAAUUCAGUACAACAGUAAUACCUAUUUCAUCAUUAUCUAUUGAAACAAUAACAUCCAAUAAACCUUCUGUAUCAGAAAAGUCAACACUUUCAGCAACAACAGUUGAUGAAUUAAAUUCUUCUAGAACAUCAUCAGUUCCAGUUCAACCAUCUUCAUGUUCUGAAGAACAUCAAACCCCAACAAUAAAAAACCAAGUAACUACAAAACUAACACCUAUUUCAUCAAAAUUACCAAUAUCAAAGAAAGUUGAAACAACUCAAAAAUCUUCUCUAUCAGAAAAAACAACAAUUUCAGUUACAAACAGUGAUCUAAUACAUUCUACUAAAGCAUCAUCAGUCCCAUUUCAACCAACCACUUGUGCUGAUGAACAUAUAACAAUAAAACAGAAAAGUACAACAGGGUCACCAAUUACAUCUAAAUUACCAAUAUCUACUGAGCAGGAAACAUCUCAGAAAUCUUAUGUAUCAGAAAUGUCAACAAUUGAAUCAACAAAAAAUGAUAAAACACAAUCUACCCAAGCAUCAUCAGUAUCAGGUAAGCCAACAUCAUCUGCACCAACUAAAGAACAUCAAACCUCAGCAAUAGAAAAGGAAUUCACUACAAUAGUGUCACCGACUUCAUCAAAAAUACAAACAUCUGUUGAACAGAAAACAUCUCAGAAACCUUCUGUAUCAGAAAAGUCAACCAUUUUAGCAACUAAAACAGACAAAACACAAUUAACCAAAGCCUCAUUGGUAUCUGACAAACCAAUCUCUACUGCAGCAACUGAAGAACAUCAGAUAUCAUCAAUAGAAAAGCAAUUUAGUACAACAGUGUCACCAGUUUCAUCAAAGUUGCCAACAUCUAUCCAACAGGAAAUAUCUCAGCAAUCUUCUGUGUUAGAAAAGUCAACAAUUGCAUCAACAAAGACUGAUAAAACACAAUCUAGCCAAGCAUCAUCAAUAGAGAAGAAAAUCAGUACAUCAGUUUCACCGUUUUCAUCUAAAGUUCCAACAUCUAUUUACCAGGAAACAUCUCAUGAACAUUCUGUAUCAGACAAGUACUCAGUUUUUGAAUCAACAACAACUGGUAAGACUCAAUCUUCAAAAGUUUCAUCAAUUCUAGUUAAACCAACAUCUUUUCUUACAACUAGUGAACACGAUAAUAAUGUCUCAACAAUUAUUUCAACUUCAAUGCAACAAAAUGCAUCAAAAGUAAAAUCAUCUUUUGAAACAACAAAAGAUGAUUUUAAAACAACAACAUCAAAGCACAAUACUAAGACGUUUGAUUUCACAAAAACAUCAACAGAAACAUUAGUUUCAACCAAUAAGAGGUCAUCAAAACGACCCCCUAAAAUAAAAAUAAGAAUUAUAUCCUGUAAUGAUUCAAGUACUAGUAACUUAAAAAUAAGUACAACAUCUUCACCAGUUUCAUCAACAUCUGCAGAUAUUGGAACAACCUUAAAAGCCUCAACUACAUCUUCAACAAUUGCUUCAACUGUCACUUUACAAGAUUCAACAAUACAGCAGCAAUCAACUGACUCAACUACUUCUGAAACAUCAACUGAUGUACUUUCAAGUGUAUCUAGUCAGUCUGUAGAAAGCACUGUACCAACAUCUACAGUUACUGAUACUGAUACUUUCUCCGAAGUCUCUUCAGUUUCAUCAACAUCUGCAGAUAUUGAAACAACCUUAGAAGCCUCAACUACAUCUUCAACAAUUGCUUCAACUGGCACUUUACAAGAUUCAACAAUGCAGCAGCAAUCAACUGACUCAACUACUUCUGAAACAUCAACUGAUGUACUUUCAAGUGUAUCUAGUCAGUCUGUAGAAAGCACUGUACCAACAUCUACAGUUACUGAUACUGAUACUUUCUCCGAAGUGUCUUCAGUUUCAUCAACAUCUGCAGAUAUUGGAACAACCUUAGAAGCCUCAACUACAUCUUCAACAAUUGCUUCAACUGUCACUUUACAAGAUUCAACAAUGCAGCAGCAAUCAACUGACUCAACUACUUCUGAAACAUCAACUGAUGUACUUUCAAGUGUAUCUAGUCAGUCUGUAAAAAUCACUGUACCAACAUCUACAGUUACUGAUACUGAGACUUUCUCCGAAGUGUCUUCAGUUUCAUCAACAUCUGCAGAUAUUGGAACAACCUUAGAAGCCUCAACUACAUCUUCAACAAUUGCUUCAACUGUCACUUUACAAGAUUCAACAAUGCAGCAGCAAUCAACUGACUCAACUACUUCUGAAACAUCAACUGAUGUACUUUCAAGUGUAUCUAGUCAGUCUGUAGAAAGCACUGUACCAACAUCUACAGUUACUGAUACUGAGACUUUCUCCGAAGUGUCUUCAGUUUCAUCAACAUCUGCAGAUAUUGGAACAACCUUAGAAGCCUCAACUACAUCUUCAACAAUUGCUUCAACUGUCACUUUACAAGAUUCAACAAUGCAGCAGCAAUCAACUGACUCAACUACUUCUGAAACAUCAACUGAUGUACUUUCAAGUGUAUCUAGUCAGUCUGUAGAAAGCACUGUACCAACAUCUACAGUUACUGAUACUGAGACUUUCUCCGAAGUGUCUUCAGUUUCAUCAACAUCUGCAGAUAUUGGAACAACCUUAGAAGCCUCAACUACAUCUUCAACAAUUGCUUCAACUGUCACUUUACAAGAUUCAACAAUGCAGCAGCAAUCAACUGACUCAACUACUUCUGAAACAUCAACUGAUGUACUUUCAAGUGUAUCUAGUCAGUCUGUAGAAAGCACUGUACCAACAUCUACAGUUACUGAUACUGAGACUUUCUCCGAAGUGUCUUCAGUUUCAUCAACAUCUGCAGAUAUUGGAACAACCUUAGAAGCCUCAACUACAUCUUCAACAAUUGCUUCAACUGUCACUUUACAAGAUUCAACAAUGCAGCAGCAAUCAACUGACUCAACUACUUCUGAAACAUCAACUGAUGUACUUUCAAGUGUAUCUAGUCAGUCUGUAGAAAGCACUGUACCAACAUCUACAGUUACUGAUACUGAGACUUUCUCCGAAGUGUCUUCAGUUUCAUCAACAUCUGCAGAUAUUGGAACAACCUUAGAAGCCUCAACUUCAUCUUCAACAAUUGCUUCAACUGUCACUUUACAAGAUUCAACAAUGCAGCAGCAAUCAACUGACUCAACUACUUCUGAAACAUCAACUGAUGUACUUUCAAGUGUAUCUAGUCAGUCUGUAGAAAGCACUGUACCAACAUCUACAGUUACUGAUACUGAGACUUUCUCCGAAGUGUCUUCAGUUUCAUCAACAUCUGCAGAUAUUGGAACAACCUUAAAAGCCUCAACUACAUCUUCAACAAUUGCUUCAACUGUCACUUUACAAGAUUCAACAAUGCAGCAGCAAUCAACUGACUCAAAUACUUCUGAAACAUCAACUGAUGUACUUUCAAGUGUAUCUAGUCAGUCUGUAAAAAGCAAUGUACCAACAUCUACAGGUACUGAUACUGAGACUUUCUCCGAAGUGUCUUCAGUUUCAUCAACAUCUGCAAAUAUUGGAACAACCUUAGAAGCCUCAACUACAUCUUCAACAAUUGCUUCAACUGUCACUUUACAAGAUUCAACAACGCAGCAGCAAUCAACUGACUCAACUACUUCUGAAACAUCAACUGAUGUACUUUCAAGUGUAUCUAGUCAGUCUGUAGAAAGCACUGUACCAACAUCUACAGUUACUGAUACUGAGACUUUCUCCGAAGUGUCUUCAGUUUCAUCAACAUCUGCAGAUAUUGGAACAACCUUAGAAGCCUCAACUACAUUUUCAACAAUUGCUUCAACUGUCACUUUACAAGAUUCAACAAUGCAGCAGCAAUCAACUGACUUAACUACUUCUGAAAUAUCAACUGAUGAACUUUCAACUUUGUCUAUUCAGUCAGUGGAAUGCACUGCAACAACAUCUACAGUUACUGAUACUGAGACUUUCUCCGAAGUGUCUUCAGUUUCAUCAACAUCUGCAGAUAUUGGAACAACCUUAGAAGCCUCAACUACAUCUUCAACAAUUGCUUCAACUGUCACUUUACAAGAUUCAACAAUGCAGCAGCAAUCAACUGACUCAACUACUUCUGAAACAUCAACUGAUGUACUUUCAAGUGUAUCUAGUCAGUCUGUAGAAAGCACUGUACCAACAUCUACAGUUACUGAUACUGAGACUUUCUCCGAAGUGUCUUCAGUUUCAUCAACAUCUGCAGAUAUUGGAACAACCUUAGAAGCCUCAAAUACAUCUUCAACAAUUGCUUCAACUGUCACUUUACAAGAUUCAACAAUGCAGCAGCAAUCAACUGACUCAACUACUUCUGAAACUUCAACUGAUGUACUUUCAAGUGUAUCUAGUCAGUCUAUAGAAAGCACUGUACCAACAUCUACAGUUACUGAUACUGAGACUUUCUACGAAGUGUCUUCAGUUUCAUCAACAUCUGCAGAUAUUGGAACAACCUUAGAAGCCUCAACUACAUCUUCAACAAUUGCUUCAACUGUCACUUUACAAGAUUCAACAAUGCAGCAGCAAUCAACUGACUCAACUACUUCUGAAACAUCAACUGAUGUAUUUUCAAGUGUAUCUAGUCAGUCUGUAGAAAGCACUGUACCAACAUCUACAGUUACUGAUACUGAUACUUUCUCCAAAGUGUCUUCAGUUUCAUCAACAUCUGCAGAUAUUGGAACAACCUUAGAAGCCUCAACUACAUCUUCAACAAUUGCUUCAACUGUCACUUUACAAGAUUCAACAAUGCAGCAGCAAUCAACUGACUCAACUACUUCUGAAACAUCAACUGAUGUACUUUCAAGUGUAUCUAGUCAGUCUGUAGAAAGCACUGUACCAACAUCUACAGUUACUGAUACUGAGACUUUCUCCGAAGUGUCUUCAGUUUCAUCAAUAUCUGCAGAUAUUGGAACAACCUUAGAAGCCUCAACUACAUCUUCAACAAUUGCUUCAACUGUCACUUUUCAAGAUUCAACAAUGCAGCAGCAAUCAACUGACUCAACUACUUCUGAAACAUCAACUGAUGUACUUUCAAGUGUAUCUAGUCAGUCUGUAGAAAGCACUGUACCAACAUUUACAGUUACUGAUACUGAGACUUUCUCCGAAGUGUCUUCAGUUUCAUCAACAUCUGCAGAUAUUGGAACAACCUUAGAAGCCUCAACUACAUCUUCAACAAUUGCUUCAACUGUCACUUUACAAGAUUCAACAAUGCAGCAGCAAUCAACUGACUCAACUACUUCUAAAACAUCAACUGAUGUACUUUCAAGUGUAUCUAGUCAGUCUGUAGAAAGCACUGUACCAACAUCUACAGUUACUGAUACUGAGACUUUCUCCGAAGUGUCUUCAGUUUCAUCAACAUCUGCAGAUAUUGGAACAACCUUAGAAGCCUCAACUACAUCUUCAACAAUUGCUUCAACUGUCACUUUACAAGAUUCAACAAUGCAGCAGCAAUCAACUGACUCAACUACUUCUAAAACAUCAACUGAUGUACUUUCAAGUGUAUCUAGUCAGUCUGUAGAAAGCACUGUACCAACAUCUACAGUUACUGAUACUGAGACUUUCUCCGAAGUGUCUUCAGUUUCAUCAACAUCUGCAGAUAUUGGAACAACCUUAGAAGCCUCAACUACAUCUUUAACAAUUGCUUCAACUGUCACUUUACAAGAUUCAACAAUGCAGCAGCAAUCAACUGACUCAACUACUUCUGAAACAUCAACUGAUGUACUUUCAAGUGUAUCUAGUCAGUCUGUAGAAAGCACUGUACCAACAUCUACAGUUACUGAUACUGAGACUUUCUCCGAAGUGUCUUCAGUUUUAUCAACAUCUGCAGAUAUUGGAACAACCUUAGAAGCCUCAACUACAUCUUCAACAAUUGCUUCAACUGUCACUUUUCAAGAUUCAACAAUGCAGCAGCAAUCAACUGACUCAACUACUUCUGAAACAUCAACUGAUGUACUUUCAAGUGUAUCUAGUCAGUCUGUAGAAAGCACUGUACCAACAUUUACAGUUACUGAUACUGAGACUUUCUCCGAAGUGUCUUCAGUUUCAUCAACAUCUGCAGAUAUUGGAACAACCUUAGAAGCCUCAACUACAUCUUCAACAAUUGCUUCAACUGUCACUUUACAAGAUUCAACAAUGCAGCAGCAAUCAACUGACUCAACUACUUCUAAAACAUCAACUGAUGUACUUUCAAGUGUAUCUAGUCAGUCUGUAGAAAGCACUGUACCAACAUCUACAGUUACUGAUACUGAGACUUUCUCCGAAGUGUCUUCAGUUUCAUCAACAUCUGCAGAUAUUGGAACAACCUUAGAAGCCUCAACUACAUCUUCAACAAUUGCUUCAACUGUCACUUUACAAGAUUCAACAAUGCAGCAGCAAUCAACUGACUCAACUACUUCUAAAACAUCAACUGAUGUACUUUCAAGUGUAUCUAGUCAGUCUGUAGAAAGCACUGUACCAACAUCUAAAGUUACUGAUACUGAGACUUUCUCCGAAGUGUCUUCAGUUUCAUCAACAUCUGCAGAUAUUGGAACAACCUUAGAAGCCUCAACUACAUCUUCAACAAUUGCUUCAACUGUCACUUUACAAGAUUCAACAAUGCAGCAGCAAUCAACUGACUCAACUACUUCUGAAACAUCAACUGAUGUACUUUCAAGUGUAUCUAGUCAGUCUGUAGAAAGCACUGUACCAACAUCUACAGUUACUGAUACUGAGACUUUCUCCGAAGUGUCUUCAGUUUCAUCAACAUCUGCAGAUAUUGGAACAACCUUAGAAGCCUCAACUACAUCUUCAACAAUUGCUUCAACUGUCACUUUACAAGAUUCAACAAUGCAGCAGCAAUCAACUGACUCAACUACUUCUGAAACAUCAACUGAUGUACUUUCAAGUGUAUCUAGUCAGUCUGUAGAAAGCACUGUACCAACAUCUACAGUUACUGAUACUGAGACUUUCUCCGAAGUGUCUUCAGUUUCAUCAACAUCUGCAGAUAUUGGAACAACCUUAGAAGCCUCAACUACAUCUUCAACAAUUGCUUCAACUGUCACUUUACAAGAUUCAACAAUGCAGCAGCAAUCAACUGACUCAACUACUUCUGAAAGAUCAACUGUUGUACUUUCAAGUGUAUCUAGUCAGUCUGUAGAAAGCACUGUACCAACAUCUACAGUUACUGAUACUGAGACUUUCUCCGAAGUGUCUUCAGUUUCAUCAACAUCUGCAGAUAUUGGAACAACCUUAGAAGCCUCAACUACAUCUUCAACAAUUGCUUCAACUGUCACUUUACAAGAUUCAACAAUGCAGCAGCAAUCAACUGACUCAACUACUUCUGAAACAUCAACUGAUGUACUUUCAAGUGUAUCUAGUCAGUCUGUAGAAAGCACUGUACCAACAUCUACAGUUACUGAUACUGAGACUUUCUCCGAAGUGUCUUCAGUUUCAUCAACAUCUGCAGAUAUUGGAACAACCUUAGAAGCCUCAACUACAUCUUCAACAAUUGCUUCAACUGUCACUUUACAAGAUUCAACAAUGCAGCAGCAAUCAACUGACUCAACUACUUCUGAAACAUCAACUGAUGUACUUUCAAGUGUAUCUAGUCAGUCUGUAGAAAACACUGUACCAACAUCUACAGUUACUAAUACUGAGACUUUCUCUGAAGUGUCUUCAGUUUCAUCAACAUCUGCAGAUAUUGGAACAACCUUAGAAGCCUCAACUACAUCUUCAACAAUUGCUUCAACUGUCACUUUACAAGAUUCAACAAUGCAGCAGCAAUCAACUGACUCAACUACUUCUGAAACAUCAACUGAUGUACUUUCAAGUGUAUCUAGUCAGUCUGUAGAAAGCACUGUACCAACAUCUACAGUUACUGAUACUGAGACUUUCUCCGAAGUGUCUUCAGUUUCAUCAACAUCUGCAGAUAUUGGAACAACCUUAGAAGCCUCAACUACAUCUUCAACAAUUGCUUCAACUGUCACUUUACAAGAUUCAACAAUGCAGCAACAAUCAACUGACUCAACUACUUCUGAAAGAUCAACUGUUGUACUUUCAAGUGUAUCUAGUCAGUCUGUAGAAAGCACUGUACCAACAUCUACAGGUACUGAUACUGAGACUUUCUCCGAAGUGUCUUCAGUUUCAUCAACAUCUGCAGAUAUUGGAACAAUCUUAGAAGCUUCAACUACAUCUUCAACAAUUGCUUCAACUGUCACUUUACAAGAUUCAACAAUGCAGCAGCAAUCAACUGACUCAACUACUUCUGAAACAUCAACUGAUGUACUUUUAAGUGUAUCUAGUCAGUCUGUAGAAAGCACUGUACCAACAUCUACAGUUACUGAUACUGAGACUUUCUCCGAAGUGUCUUCAGUUUCAUCAACAUCUGCAGAUAUUGGAACAACCUUAGAAGCCUCAACUACAUCUUCAACAAUUGCUUCAACUGUCACUUUACAAGAUUUAACAAUGCAGCAGCAAUCAACUGACUCAACUACUUCUGAAACAUCAACUGAUGUACUUUCAAGUGUAUCUAGUCAGUCUGUAGAAAGCACUGUACCAACAUCUACAGUUACUGAUACUGAGACUUUCUCCGAAGUGUCUUCAGUUUCAUCAACAUCUGCAGAUAUUGGAACAACCUUAGAAGCCUCAACUACAUCUUUAACAAUUGCUUCAACUGUCACUUUACAAGAUUCAACAAUGCAGCAGCAAUCAACUGACUCAACUACUUCUGAAACAUCAACUGAUGUACUUUCAAGUGUAUCUAGUCAGUCUGUAGAAAGCACUGUACCAACAUCUACAGUUACUGAUACUGAGACUUUCUCCGAAGUGUCUUCAGUUUCAUCAACAUCUGCAGAUAUUGGAACAACCUUAGAUGCCUCAACUACAUCUUCAACAAUUGCUUCAACUGUCACUUUACAAGAUUCAACAAUGCAGCAGCAAUCAACUGACUCAACUACUUCUGAAACAUCAACUGAUGUACUUUCAAGUGUAUCUAGUCAGUCUGUAGAAAGCACUGUACCAACAUCUACAGUUACUGAUACUGAGACUUUCUCCGAAGUGUCUUCAGUUUUAUCAACAUCUGCAGAUAUUGGAACAACCUUAAAAGCCACAACUACAUCUUCAACAAUUGCUUCAACUGUCACUUUACAAGAUUCAACAAUGCAGCAGCAAUCAACUGACUCAACUACUUCUGAAACAUCAACUGAUGUACUUUCAAGUGUAUCUAGUCAGUCUGUAGAAAGCACUGUACCAACAUCUACAGUUACUGAUACUGAGACUUUCUCCGAAGUGUCUUCAGUUUCAUCAACAUCUGCAGAUAUUGGAACAACCUUAGAAGCCUCAACUACAUCUUCAACAAUUGCUUCAACUGUCACUUUACAAGAUUUAACAAUGCAGCAGCAAUCAACUGACUCAACUACUUCUGAAACAUCAACUGAUGUACUUUCAAGUGUAUCUAGUCAGUCUGUAGAAAGCACUGUACCAACAUCUACAGUUACUGAUACUGAGACUUUCUCCGAAGUGUCUUCAGUUUCAUCAACAUCUGCAGAUAUUGGAACAACCUUAGAAGCCUCAACUACAUCUUUAACAAUUGCUUCAACUGUCACUUUACAAGAUUCAACAAUGCAGCAGCAAUCAACUGACUCAACUACUUCUAAAACAUCAACUGAUGUACUUUCAAGUGUAUCUAGUCAGUCUGUAGAAAGCACUGUACCAACAUCUACAGUUACUGAUACUGAGACUUUCUCCGAAGUGUCUUCAGUUUCAUCAACAUCUGCAGAUAUUGGAACAACCUUAGAAGCCUCAACUACAUCUUCAACAAUUGCUUCAACUGUCACUUUACAAGAUUCAACAAUGCAGCAGCAAUCAACUGACUCAACUACUUCUAAAACAUCAACUGAUGUACUUUCAAGUGUAUCUAGUCAGUCUGUAGAAAGCACUGUACCAACAUCUAAAGUUACUGAUACUGAGACUUUCUCCGAAGUGUCUUCAGUUUCAUCAACAUCUGCAGAUAUUGGAACAACCUUAGAAGCCUCAACUACAUCUUCAACAAUUGCUUCAACUGUCACUUUACAAGAUUCAACAAUGCAGCAGCAAUCAACUGACUCAACUACUUCUGAAACAUCAACUGAUGUACUUUCAAGUGUAUCUAGUCAGUCUGUAGAAAGCACUGUACCAACAUCUACAGUUACUGAUACUGAGACUUUCUCCGAAGUGUCUUCAGUUUCAUCAACAUCUGCAGAUAUUGGAACAACCUUAGAAGCCUCAACUACAUCUUCAACAAUUGCUUCAACUGUCACUUUACAAGAUUCAACAAUGCAGCAGCAAUCAACUGACUCAACUACUUCUGAAACAUCAACUGAUGUACUUUCAAGUGUAUCUAGUCAGUCUGUAGAAAGCACUGUACCAACAUCUACAGUUACUGAUACUGAGACUUUCUCCGAAGUGUCUUCAGUUUCAUCAACAUCUGCAGAUAUUGGAACAACCUUAGAAGCCUCAACUACAUCUUCAACAAUUGCUUCAACUGUCACUUUACAAGAUUCAACAAUGCAGCAGCAAUCAACUGACUCAACUACUUCUGAAAGAUCAACUGUUGUACUUUCAAGUGUAUCUAGUCAGUCUGUAGAAAGCACUGUACCAACAUCUACAGUUACUGAUACUGAGACUUUCUCCGAAGUGUCUUCAGUUUCAUCAACAUCUGCAGAUAUUGGAACAACCUUAGAAGCCUCAACUACAUCUUCAACAAUUGCUUCAACUGUCACUUUACAAGAUUCAACAAUGCAGCAGCAAUCAACUGACUCAACUACUUCUGAAACAUCAACUGAUGUACUUUCAAGUGUAUCUAGUCAGUCUGUAGAAAGCACUGUACCAACAUCUACAGUUACUGAUACUGAGACUUUCUCCGAAGUGUCUUCAGUUUCAUCAACAUCUGCAGAUAUUGGAACAACCUUAGAAGCCUCAACUACAUCUUCAACAAUUGCUUCAACUGUCACUUUACAAGAUUCAACAAUGCAGCAGCAAUCAACUGACUCAACUACUUCUGAAACAUCAACUGAUGUACUUUCAAGUGUAUCUAGUCAGUCUGUAGAAAACACUGUACCAACAUCUACAGUUACUAAUACUGAGACUUUCUCUGAAGUGUCUUCAGUUUCAUCAACAUCUGCAGAUAUUGGAACAACCUUAGAAGCCUCAACUACAUCUUCAACAAUUGCUUCAACUGUCACUUUACAAGAUUCAACAAUGCAGCAGCAAUCAACUGACUCAACUACUUCUGAAACAUCAACUGAUGUACUUUCAAGUGUAUCUAGUCAGUCUGUAGAAAGCACUGUACCAACAUCUACAGUUACUGAUACUGAGACUUUCUCCGAAGUGUCUUCAGUUUCAUCAACAUCUGCAGAUAUUGGAACAACCUUAGAAGCCUCAACUACAUCUUCAACAAUUGCUUCAACUGUCACUUUACAAGAUUCAACAAUGCAGCAACAAUCAACUGACUCAACUACUUCUGAAAGAUCAACUGUUGUACUUUCAAGUGUAUCUAGUCAGUCUGUAGAAAGCACUGUACCAACAUCUACAGGUACUGAUACUGAGACUUUCUCCGAAGUGUCUUCAGUUUCAUCAACAUCUGCAGAUAUUGGAACAAUCUUAGAAGCUUCAACUACAUCUUCAACAAUUGCUUCAACUGUCACUUUACAAGAUUCAACAAUGCAGCAGCAAUCAACUGACUCAACUACUUCUGAAACAUCAACUGAUGUACUUUUAAGUGUAUCUAGUCAGUCUGUAGAAAGCACUGUACCAACAUCUACAGUUACUGAUACUGAGACUUUCUCCGAAGUGUCUUCAGUUUCAUCAACAUCUGCAGAUAUUGGAACAACCUUAGAAGCCUCAACUACAUCUUCAACAAUUGCUUCAACUGUCACUUUACAAGAUUUAACAAUGCAGCAGCAAUCAACUGACUCAACUACUUCUGAAACAUCAACUGAUGUACUUUCAAGUGUAUCUAGUCAGUCUGUAGAAAGCACUGUACCAACAUCUACAGUUACUGAUACUGAGACUUUCUCCGAAGUGUCUUCAGUUUCAUCAACAUCUGCAGAUAUUGGAACAACCUUAGAAGCCUCAACUACAUCUUUAACAAUUGCUUCAACUGUCACUUUACAAGAUUCAACAAUGCAGCAGCAAUCAACUGACUCAACUACUUCUGAAACAUCAACUGAUGUACUUUCAAGUGUAUCUAGUCAGUCUGUAGAAAGCACUGUACCAACAUCUACAGUUACUGAUACUGAGACUUUCUCCGAAGUGUCUUCAGUUUCAUCAACAUCUGCAGAUAUUGGAACAACCUUAGAUGCCUCAACUACAUCUUCAACAAUUGCUUCAACUGUCACUUUACAAGAUUCAACAAUGCAGCAGCAAUCAACUGACUCAACUACUUCUGAAACAUCAACUGAUGUACUUUCAAGUGUAUCUAGUCAGUCUGUAGAAAGCACUGUACCAACAUCUACAGUUACUGAUACUGAGACUUUCUCCGAAGUGUCUUCAGUUUUAUCAACAUCUGCAGAUAUUGGAACAACCUUAAAAGCCACAACUACAUCUUCAACAAUUGCUUCAACUGUCACUUUACAAGAUUCAACAAUGCAGCAGCAAUCAACUGACUCAACUACUUCUGAAACAUCAACUGAUGUACUUUCAAGUGUAUCUAGUCAGUCUGUAGAAAGCACUGUACCAACAUCUACAGUUACUGAUACUGAGACUUUCUCCGAAGUGUCUUCAGUUUCAUCAACAUCUGCAGAUAUUGGAACAACCUUAGAAGCCUCAACUACAUCUUCAACAAUUGCUUCAACUGUCACUUUACAAGAUUCAACAAUGCAGCAGCAAUCAACUGACUCAACUACUUCUGAAACAUCAACUGAUGUACUUUCAAGUGUAUCUAGUCAGUCUGUAGAAAGCACUGUACCAACAUCUACAGUUACUGAUACUGAGACUUUCUCCGAAGUGUCUUCAGUUUCAUCAACAUCUGCAGAUAUUGGAACAAUCUUAGAAGCUUCAACUACAUCUUCAACAAUUGCUUCAACUGUCACUUUACAAGAUUCAACAAUGCAGCAGCAAUCAACUGACUCAACUACUUCUGAAACAUCAACUGAUGUACUUUCAAGUGUAUCUAGUCAGUCUGUAGAAAGCACUGUACCAACAUCUACAGUUACUGAUACUGAGACUUUCUCCGAAGUGUCUUCAGUUUCAUCAACAUCUGCAGAUAUUGGAACAACCUUAGAAGCCUCAACUACAUCUUCAACAAUUGCUUCAACUGUCACUUUACAAGAUUCAACAAUGCAGCAGCAAUCAACUGACUCAACUACUUCUGAAACAUCAACUGAUGUACUUUCAAGUGUAUCUAGUCAGUCUGUAGAAAGCACUGGACCAACAUCUACAGUUACUGAUACUGAGACUUUCUCCGAAGUGUCUUCAGUUUCAUCAACAUCUGCAGAUAUUGGAACAACCUUAGAAGCCUCAACUACAUCUUCAACAAUUGCUUCAACUGUCACUUUACAAGAUUCAACAAUGCAGCAGCAAUCAACUGACUCAACUACUUCUGAAACAUCAACUGAUGUACUUUCAAGUGUAUCUAGUCAGUCUGUAGAAAGCACUGUACCAACAUCUACAGUUACUGAUACUCAGACUUUCUCCGAAGUGUCUUCAGUUUCAUCAACAUCUGCAGAUAUUGGAACAACCUUAGAAGCCUUAACUACAUCUUCAACAAUUGCUUCAACUGUCACUUUACAAGAUUCAACAAUGCAGCAGCAAUCAACUGACUCAACUACUUCUGAAACAUCAACUGAUGUACUUUCAAGUGUAUCUAGUCAGUCUGUAGAAAGCACUGUACCAACAUCUACAGUUACUGAUACUGAGACUUUCUCCGAAGUGUCUUCAGUUUCAUCAACAUCUGCAGAUAUUGGAACAACCUUAGAUGCCUCAACUACUUCUUCAACAAUUGCUUCAACUGUCACUUUACAAGAUUCAACAAUGCAGCAGCAAUCAACUGACUCAACUACUUCUGAAAGAUCAACUGAUGUACUUUCAAGUGUAUCUAGUCAGUCUGUAGAAAGCACUGUACCAACAUCUACAGUUACUGAUACUGAGACUUUCUCCGAAGUGUCUUCAGUUUUAUCAACAUCUGCAGAUAUUGGAACAACCUUAAAAGCCUCAACUACAUCUUCAACAAUUGCUUCAACUGUCACUUUACAAGAUUCAACAAUGCAGCAGCAAUCAACUGACUCAACUACUUCUGAAACAUCAACUGAUGUACUUUCAAGUGUAUCUAGUCAGUCUGUAGAAAGCACUGUACCAACAUCUACAGUUACUGAUACUGAGACUUUCUCCGAAGUGUCUUCAGUUUCAUCAACAUCUGCAGAUAUUGGAACAACCUUAGAAGCCUCAACUACAUCUUCAACAAUUGCUUCAACUGUCACUUUACAAGAUUCAACAAUGCAGCAGCAAUCAACUGACUCAACUACUUCUGAAACAUCAACUGAUGUACUUUCAAGUGUAUCUAGUCAGUCUGUAGAAAGCACUGUACCAACAUCUACAGUUACUGAUACUGAGACUUUCUCCGAAGUGUCUUCAGUUUCAUCAACAUCUGCAGAUAUUGGAACAACCUUAGAAGCCUCAACUACAUCUUCAACAAUUGCUUCAACUGUCACUUUACAAGAUUCAACAAUGCAGCAGCAAUCAACUGACUCAACUACUUCUGAAACAUCAACUGAUGUACUUUCAAGUGUAUCUAGUCAGUCUGUGGAAAGCACUGUACCAACAUCUACAGUUACUGAUACUGAGACUUUCUCCGAAGUGUCUUCAGUUUCAUCAACAUCUGCAGAUAUUGGAACAACCUUAGAAGCCUCAACUACAUCUUCAACAAUUGCUUCAACUGUCACUUUACAAGAUUCAACAAUUCAGCAGCAAUCAACUGACUCAACUACUUCUGAAACAUCAACUGAUGUACUUUCAAGUGUAUCUAGUCAGUCUGUAGAAAGCACUGUACCAACAUCUACAGUUACUGAUACUGAGACUUUCUCCGAAGUGUCUUCAGUUUCAUCAACAUCUGCAGAUAUUGGAACAACCUUAGAAGCAUUAACUACAUCUUCAACAAUUGCUUCAACUGUCACUUUACAAGAUUCAACAAUGCAGCAGCAAUCAACUGACUCAACUACUUCUGAAACAUCAACUGAUGUACUUUUAAGUGUAUCUAGUCAGUCUAUAGAAAGCACUGCACCAACAUCUACAGUUACUGAUACUGAAACUUUCUCCGAAGUGUCUUCAGUUUCAUCAACAUCUGCAGAUAUUGGAACAACCUUAGAAGCCUCAACUACAUCUUCAACAAUUGCUUCAACUGUCACUUUACAAGAAUCAACAAUGCAGCAGCAAUCAACUGACUCAACUACUUCUGAAACAUCAACUGAUGUACUUUCAAGUGUAUCUAGUCAGUCUGUAGAAAGCACUGUACCAACAUCUACAGUUACUGAUACUGAUUUUUUCUCUGAAGUGUCUUCAGUUUCAUCAACAUCUGCAGAUAUUGGAACAACCUUAGAAGCCUCAACUACAUCUUCAACAAUUGCUUCAACUGUCACUUUACAAGAUUCAACAAUGCAGCAGCAAUCAACUGACUCAACUACUUCUGAAACAUCAACUGAUGUACUUUCAAGUGUAUCUAGUCAGUCUGUAGAAAGCACUGUACCAACAUCUACAGUUACUGAUACUGAGACUUUCUCCAAAGUGUCUUCAGUUUCAUCAACAUCUGCAGAUAUUGGAACAACCUUAGAAGCCUCAACUACAUCUUCAACAAUUGCUUCAACUGUCACUUUACAAGAUUCAACAAUGCAGCAGCAAUCAACUGACUCAACUACUUCUGAAACAUCAACUGAUGUACUUUCAACUUUGUCUAUUCAGUCAGUGGAAUGCACUGCAACAACAUCUACAGUUACUGAUACUGAGACUUUCUCCGAAGUGUCUUCAGUUUCAUCAACAUCUGCAGAUAUUGGAACAACCUUAGAAGCCUCAACUACAUCUUCAACAAUUGCUUCAACUGUCAUUUUACAAGAUUCAACAAUGCAGCAGCAAUCAACUGACUCAACUACUUCUGAAACAUCAACUGAUGUACUUUCAAGUGUAUCUAGUCAGUCUGUAGAAAGCACUGUACCAACAUCUACAGUUACUGAUACUGAGACUUUCUCUGAAGUGUCUUCAGUUUCAUCAACAUCUGCAGAUAUUGGAACAACCUUAGAAGCCUUAACUACAUCUUCAACAAUUGCUUCAACUGUCACUUUACAAGAUUCAACAAUGCAGCAGCAAUCAACUGACUCAACUACUUCUGAAAGAUCAACUGAUGUACUUUCAAGUGUAUCUAGUCAGUCUGUAGAAUGCACUGUACCAACAUCUACAGUUACUGAUACUGAGACUUUCUCUGAAGUGUCUUCAGUUUUAUCAACAUCUGCAGAUAUUGGAACAACCUUAAAAGCCUUAACUACAUCUUCAACAAUUGCUUCAACUGUCACUUUACAAGAUUCAACAAUGCAGCAGCAAUCAACUGACUCAACUACUUCUGAAACAUCAACUGAUGUACUUUCAAGUGUAUCUAGUCAGUCUGUAGAAAGCACUGUACCAAUAUCUACAGUUACUGAUACUGAGACUUUCUCCGAAGUGUCUUCAGUUUCAUCAACAUCUGCAGAUAUUGGAACAACCUUAGAAGCCUCAACUACAUCUUCAACAAUUGCUUCAACUGUCACUUUACAAGAUUCAACAAUGCAGCAGCAAUCAACUGACUCAACUACUUCUGAAACAUCAACUGAUGUACUUUCAAGUGUAUCUAGUCAGUCUGUAGAAAGCACUGUACCAACAUCUACAGUUACUGAUCCUGAGACUUUCUCCGAAGUGUCUUUAGUUUCAUCAACAUCUGCAGAUAUUGGAACAACCUUAGAAGCCUCAACUACAUCUUCAACAAUUGCUUCAACUGUCACUUUACAAGAUUCAACAAUGCAGCAGCAAUCAACUGACUCAACUACUUCUGAAACAUCAACUGAUGUACUUUCAAGUGUAUCUAGUCAGUCUGUGGAAAGCACUGUACCAACAUCUACAGUUACUGAUACUGAGACUUUCUCCGAAGUGUCUUCAGUUUCAUCAACAUCUGCAGAUAUUGGAACAACCUUAGAAGCCUCAACUACAUCUUCAACAAUUGCUUCAACUGUCACUUUACAAGAUUCAACAAUUCAGCAGCAAUCAACUGACUCAACUACUUCUGAAACAUCAACUGAUGUACUUUCAAGUGUAUCUAGUCAGUCUGUAGAAAGCACUGUACCAAUAUCUACAGUUACUGAUACUGAGACUUUCUCCGAAGUGUCUUCAGUUUCAUCAACAUCUGCAGAUAUUGGAACAACCUUAGAAGCCUCAACUACAUCUUCAACAAUUGCUUCAACUGUCACUUUACAAGAUUCAACAAUGCAGCAGCAAUCAACUGACUCAACUACUUCUGAAACAUCAACUGAUGUACUUUCAAGUGUAUCUAGUCAGUCUGUAGAAAGCACUGUACCAACAUCUACAGUUACUGAUCCUGAGACUUUCUCCGAAGUGUUUUUAGUUUCAUCAACAUCUGCAGAUAUUGGAACAACCUUAGAAGCCUCAACUACAUCUUCAACAAUUGCUUCAACUGUCACUUUACAAGAUUCAACAAUGCAGCAGCAAUCAACUGACUCAACUACUUCUGAAACAUCAACUGAUGUACUUUCAAGUGUAUCUAGUCAGUCUGUGGAAAGCACUGUACCAACAUCUACAGUUACUGAUACUGAGACUUUCUCCGAAGUGUCUUCAGUUUCAUCAACAUCUGCAGAUAUUGGAACAACCUUAGAAGCCUCAACUACAUCUUCAACAAUUGCUUCAACUGUCACUUUACAAGAUUCAACAAUUCAGCAGCAAUCAACUGACUCAACUACUUCUGAAACAUCAACUGAUGUACUUUCAAGUGUAUCUAGUCAGUCUGUAGAAAGCACUGUACCAACAUCUACAGUUACUGAUACUGAGACUUUCUCCGAAGUGUCUUCAGUUUCAUCAACAUCUGCAGAUAUUGGAACAACCUUAGAAGCAUUAACUACAUCUUCAACAAUUGCUUCAACUGUCACUUUACAAGAUUCAACAAUGCAGCAGCAAUCAACUGACUCAACUACUUCUGAAACAUCAACUGAUGUACUUUUAAGUGUAUCUAGUCAGUCUAUAGAAAGCACUGUACCAACAUCUACAGUUACUGAUACUGAAACUUUCUCCGAAUUGUCUUCAGUUUCAUCAACAUCUGCAGAUAUUGGAACAACCUUAGAAGCCUCAACUACAUCUUCAACAAUUGCUUCAACUGUCACUUUACAAGAAUCAACAAUGCAUCAGCAAUCAACUGACUCAACUACUUCUGAAACAUCAACUGAUGUACUUUCAAGUGUAUCUAGUCAGUCUGUAGAAAGCACUGUACCAACAUCUACAGUUACUGAUACUGAUUUUUUCUCUGAAGUGUCUUCAGUUUCAUCAACAUCUGCAGAUAUUGGAACAACCUUAGAAGCCUCAACUACAUCUUCAACAAUUGCUUCAACUGUCACUUUACAAGAUUCAACAAUGCAGCAGCAAUCAACUGACUCAACUACUUCUGAAACAUCAACUGAUGUACUUUCAACUUUGUCUAUUCAGUCAGUGGAAUGCACUGCAACAACAUCUACAGUUACUGAUACUGAGACUUUCUUCGAAGUGUCUUCAGUUUCAUCAACAUCUGCAGAUAUUGGAACAACCUUAGAAGCCUCAACUACAUCUUCAACAAUUGCUUCAACUGUCACUUUACAAGAUUCAACAAUGCAGCAGCAAUCAACUGACUCAACUACUUCUGAAACAUCAACUGAUGUACUUUCAAGUGUAUCUAGUCAGUCUGUAGAAAGCACUGUACCAACAUCUACAGUUACUGAUACUGAGACUUUCUCCGAAGUGUCUUCAGUUUCAUCAACAUCUGCAGAUAUUGGAACAACCUUAGAAGCCUCAACUACAUCUUCAACAAUUGCUUCAACUGUCACUUUACAAGAUUCAACAAUGCAGCAGCAAUCAACUGACUCAACUACUUCUGAAACAUCAACUGAUGUACUUUCAAGUGUAUCUAGUCAGUCUGUAGAAAGCACUGGACCAACAUCUACAGUUACUGAUACUGAGACUUUCUCCGAAGUGUCUUCAGUUUCAUCAACAUCUGCAGAUAUUGGAACAACCUUAGAAGCCUCAACUACAUCUUCAACAAUUGCUUCAACUGUCACUUUACAAGAUUCAACAAUGCAGCAGCAAUCAACUGACUCAACUACUUCUGAAACAUCAACUGAUGUACUUUCAAGUGUAUCUAGUCAGUCUGUAGAAAGCACUGUACCAACAUCUACAGUUACUGAUACUGAUACUUUCUCCGAAGUGUCUUCAGUUUCAUCAACAUCUGCAGAUAUUGGAACAACCUUAGAAGCCUCAACUACAUCUUCAACAAUUGCUUCAACUGUCACUUUACAAGAUUCAACAAUGCAGCAGCAAUCAACUGACUCAACUACUUCUGAAACAUCAACUGAUGUACUUUCAAGUGUAUCUAGUCAGUCUGUAGAAAGCACUGUACCAACAUCUACAGUUACUGAUACUGAGACUUUCUCCGAAGUGUCUUCAGUUUCAUCAACAUCUGCAGAUAUUGGAACAACCUUAGAAGCCUCAACUACAUCUUCAACAAUUGCUUCAACUGUCACUUUACAAGAUUCAACAAUGCAGCAGCAAUCAACUGACUCAACUACUUCUGAAACAUCAACUGAUGUACUUUCAAGUGUAUCUAGUCAGUCUGUAGAAAGCACUGUACCAACAUCUACAGUUACUGAUACUGAUACUUUCUCCGAAGUGUCUUCAGUUUCAUCAACAUCUGCAGAUAUUGGAACAACCUUAGAAGCCUCAACUACAUCUUCAACAAUUGCUUCAACUGUCACUUUACAAGAUUCAACAAUGCAGCAGCAAUCAACUGACUCAACUACUUCUGAAACAUCAACUGAUGUACUUUCAAGUGUAUCUAGUCAGUCUGUAGAAAGCACUGUACCAACAUCUACAGUUACUGAUACUGAGACUUUCUCCGAAGUGUCUUCAGUUUCAUCAACAUCUGCAGAUAUUGGAACAACCUUAGAAGCCUCAACUACAUCUUCAACAAUUGCUUCAACUGUCACUUUACAAGAUUCAACAAUGCAGCAGCAAUCAACUGACUCAACUACUUCUGAAACAUCAACUGAUGUACUUUCAAGUGUAUCUAGUCAGUCUGUAGAAAGCACUGGACCAACAUCUACAGUUACUGAUACUGAGACUUUCUCCGAAGUGUCUUCAGUUUCAUCAACAUCUGCAGAUAUUGGAACAACCUUAGAAGCCUCAACUACAUCUUCAACAAUUGCUUCAACUGUCACUUUACAAGAUUCAACAAUGCAGCAGCAAUCAACUGACUCAACUACUUCUGAAACAUCAACUGAUGUACUUUCAAGUGUAUCUAGUCAGUCUGUAGAAAGCACUGUACCAACAUCUACAGUUACUGAUACUGAGACUUUCUCCAAAGUGUCUUCAGUUUCAUCAACAUCUGCAGAUAUUGGAACAACCUUAGAAGCCUCAACUACAUCUUCAACAAUUGCUUCAACUGUCACUUUACAAGAUUCAACAAUGCAGCAGCAAUCAACUGACUCAACUACUUCUGAAACAUCAACUGAUGUACUUUCAACUUUGUCUAUUCAGUCAGUGGAAUGCACUGCAACAACAUCUACAGUUACUGAUACUGAGACUUUCUCCGAAGUGUCUUCAGUUUCAUCAACAUCUGCAGAUAUUGGAACAACCUUAGAAGCCUCAACUACAUCUUCAACAAUUGCUUCAACUGUCAUUUUACAAGAUUCAACAAUGCAGCAGCAAUCAACUGACUCAACUACUUCUGAAACAUCAACUGAUGUACUUUCAAGUGUAUCUAGUCAGUCUGUAGAAAGCACUGUACCAACAUCUACAGUUACUGAUACUGAGACUUUCUCUGAAGUGUCUUCAGUUUCAUCAACAUCUGCAGAUAUUGGAACAACCUUAGAAGCCUUAACUACAUCUUCAACAAUUGCUUCAACUGUCACUUUACAAGAUUCAACAAUGCAGCAGCAAUCAACUGACUCAACUACUUCUGAAAGAUCAACUGAUGUACUUUCAAGUGUAUCUAGUCAGUCUGUAGAAAGCACUGUACCAACAUCUACAGUUACUGAUACUGAGACUUUCUCCGAAGUGUCUUCAGUUUUAUCAACAUCUGCAGAUAUUGGAACAACCUUAAAAGCCUCAACUACAUCUUCAACAAUUGCUUCAACUGUCACUUUACAAGAUUCAACAAUGCAGCAGCAAUCAACUGACUCAACUACUUCUGAAACAUCAACUGAUGUACUUUCAAGUGUAUCUAGUCAGUCUGUAGAAAGCACUGUACCAAUAUCUACAGUUACUGAUACUGAGACUUUCUCCGAAGUGUCUUCAGUUUCAUCAACAUCUGCAGAUAUUGGAACAACCUUAGAAGCCUCAACUACAUCUUCAACAAUUGCUUCAACUGUCACUUUACAAGAUUCAACAAUGCAGCAGCAAUCAACUGACUCAACUACUUCUGAAACAUCAACUGAUGUACUUUCAAGUGUAUCUAGUCAGUCUGUAGAAAGCACUGUACCAACAUCUACAGUUACUGAUCCUGAGACUUUCUCCGAAGUGUCUUCAGUUUCAUCAACAUCUGCAGAUAUUGGAACAACCUUAGAAGCCUCAACUACAUCUUCAACAAUUGCUUCAACUGUCACUUUACAAGAUUCAACAAUGCAGCAGCAAUCAACUGACUCAACUACUUCUGAAACAUCAACUGAUGUACUUUCAAGUGUAUCUAGUCAGUCUGUGGAAAGCACUGUACCAACAUCUACAGUUACUGAUACUGAGACUUUCUCCGAAGUGUCUUCAGUUUCAUCAACAUCUGCAGAUAUUGGAACAACCUUAGAAGCCUCAACUACAUCUUCAACAAUUGCUUCAACUGUCACUUUACAAGAUUCAACAAUUCAGCAGCAAUCAACUGACUCAACUACUUCUGAAACAUCAACUGAUGUACUUUCAAGUGUAUCUAGUCAGUCUGUAGAAAGCACUGUACCAACAUCUACAGUUACUGAUACUGAGACUUUCUCCGAAGUGUCUUCAGUUUCAUCAACAUCUGCAGAUAUUGGAACAACCUUAGAAGCAUUAACUACAUCUUCAACAAUUGCUUCAACUGUCACUUUACAAGAUUCAACAAUGCAGCAGCAAUCAACUGACUCAACUACUUCUGAAACAUCAACUGAUGUACUUUUAAGUGUAUCUAGUCAGUCUAUAGAAAGCACUGUACCAACAUCUACAGUUACUGAUACUGAAACUUUCUCCGAAGUGUCUUCAGUUUCAUCAACAUCUGCAGAUAUUGGAACAACCUUAGAAGCCUCAACUACAUCUUCAACAAUUGCUUCAACUGUCACUUUACAAGAAUCAACAAUGCAUCAGCAAUCAACUGACUCAACUACUUCUGAAACAUCAACUGAUGUACUUUCAAGUGUAUCUAGUCAGUCUGUAGAAAGCACUGUACCAACAUCUACAGUUACUGAUACUGAUUUUUUCUCUGAAGUGUCUUCAGUUUCAUCAACAUCUGCAGAUAUUGGAACAACCUUAGAAGCCUCAACUACAUCUUCAACAAUUGCUUCAACUGUCACUUUACAAGAUUCAACAAUGCAGCAGCAAUCAACUGACUCAACUACUUCUGAAACAUCAACUGAUGUACUUUCAACUUUGUCUAUUCAGUCAGUGGAAUGCACUGCAACAACAUCUACAGUUACUGAUACUGAGACUUUCUUCGAAGUGUCUUCAGUUUCAUCAACAUCUGCAGAUAUUGGAACAACCUUAGAAGCCUCAACUACAUCUUCAACAAUUGCUUCAACUGUCACUUUACAAGAUUCAACAAUGCAGCAGCAAUCAACUGACUCAACUACUUCUGAAACAUCAACUGAUGUACUUUCAAGUGUAUCUAGUCAGUCUGUAGAAAGCACUGUACCAACAUCUACAGUUACUGAUACUGAGACUUUCUCCGAAGUGUCUUCAGUUUCAUCAACAUCUGCAGAUAUUGGAACAACCUUAGAAGCCUCAACUACAUCUUCAACAAUUGCUUCAACUGUCACUUUACAAGAUUCAACAAUGCAGCAGCAAUCAACUGACUCAACUACUUCUGAAACAUCAACUGAUGUACUUUCAAGUGUAUCUAGUCAGUCUGUAGAAAGCACUGGACCAACAUCUACAGUUACUGAUACUGAGACUUUCUCCGAAGUGUCUUCAGUUUCAUCAACAUCUGCAGAUAUUGGAACAACCUUAGAAGCCUCAACUACAUCUUCAACAAUUGCUUCAACUGUCACUUUACAAGAUUCAACAAUGCAGCAGCAAUCAACUGACUCAACUACUUCUGAAACAUCAACUGAUGUACUUUCAAGUGUAUCUAGUCAGUCUGUAGAAAGCACUGUACCAACAUCUACAGUUACUGAUACUGAUACUUUCUCCGAAGUGUCUUCAGUUUCAUCAACAUCUGCAGAUAUUGGAACAACCUUAGAAGCCUCAACUACAUCUUCAACAAUUGCUUCAACUGUCACUUUACAAGAUUCAACAAUGCAGCAGCAAUCAACUGACUCAACUACUUCUGAAACAUCAACUGAUGUACUUUCAAGUGUAUCUAGUCAGUCUGUAGAAAGCACUGUACCAACAUCUACAGUUACUGAUACUGAGACUUUCUCCGAAGUGUCUUCAGUUUCAUCAACAUCUGCAGAUAUUGGAACAACCUUAGAAGCCUCAACUACAUCUUCAACAAUUGCUUCAACUGUCACUUUACAAGAUUCAACAAUGCAGCAGCAAUCAACUGACUCAACUACUUCUGAAACAUCAACUGAUGUACUUUCAAGUGUAUCUAGUCAGUCUGUAGAAAGCACUGUACCAACAUCUACAGUUACUGAUACUGAUACUUUCUCCGAAGUGUCUUCAGUUUCAUCAACAUCUGCAGAUAUUGGAACAACCUUAGAAGCCUCAACUACAUCUUCAACAAUUGCUUCAACUGUCACUUUACAAGAUUCAACAAUGCAGCAGCAAUCAACUGACUCAACUACUUCUGAAACAUCAACUGAUGUACUUUCAAGUGUAUCUAGUCAGUCUGUAGAAAGCACUGUACCAACAUCUACAGUUACUGAUACUGAGACUUUCUCCGAAGUGUCUUCAGUUUCAUCAACAUCUGCAGAUAUUGGAACAACCUUAGAAGCCUCAACUACAUCUUCAACAAUUGCUUCAACUGUCACUUUACAAGAUUCAACAAUGCAGCAGCAAUCAACUGACUCAACUACUUCUGAAACAUCAACUGAUGUACUUUCAAGUGUAUCUAGUCAGUCUGUAGAAAGCACUGGACCAACAUCUACAGUUACUGAUACUGAGACUUUCUCCGAAGUGUCUUCAGUUUCAUCAACAUCUGCAGAUAUUGGAACAACCUUAGAAGCCUCAACUACAUCUUCAACAAUUGCUUCAACUGUCACUUUACAAGAUUCAACAAUGCAGCAGCAAUCAACUGACUCAACUACUUCUGAAACAUCAACUGAUGUACUUUCAAGUGUAUCUAGUCAGUCUGUAGAAAGCACUGUACCAACAUCUACAGUUACUGAUACUGAUACUUUCUCCGAAGUGUCUUCAGUUUCAUUAACAUCUGCAGAUAUUGGAACAACCUUAGAAGCCUUAACUACAUCUUCAACAAUUGCUUCAAUUGUCACUUUACAAGAUUCAACAAUGCAGCAGCAAUCAACUGACUCAACUACUUCUGAAACAUCAACUGAUGUACUUUCAAGUGUAUCUAGUCAGUCUGUAGAAAGCACUGUACCAACAUCUACAGUUACUGAUACUGAGACUUUCUCCGAAGUGUCUUCAGUUUCAUCAACAUCUGCAGAUAUUGGAACAACCUUAGAAGCCUCAACUACAUCUUCAACAAUUGCUUCAACUGUCACUUUACAAGAUUCAACAAUGCAGCAGCAAUCAACUGACUCAACUACUUCUGAAACAUCAACUGAUGUACUUUUAAGUGUAUCUAGUCAGUCUGUAGAAAGCACUGUACCAACAUCUACAGUUACUGAUACUGAGACUUUCUCCGAAGUGUCUUCAGUUUCAUCAACAUCUGCAGAUAUUGGAACAACCUUAGAAGCCUCAACUACAUCUUCAACAAUUGCUUCAACUGUCACUUUACAAGAUUCAACAAUGCAGCAGCAAUCAACUGACUCAACUACUUCUGAAACAUCAACUAAUGUACUUUCAAGUGUAUCUAGUCAGUCUGUAGAAAGCACUGUACCAACAUCUACAGUUACUGAUACUGAGACUUUCUCCGAAGUGUCUUCAGUUUCAUCAACAUCUGCAGAUAUUGGAACAACCUUAGAAGCCUCAACUACAUCUUCAACAAUUGCUUCAACUGUCACUUUACAAGAUUCAACAAUGCAGCAGCAAUCAACUGACUCAACUACUUCUGAAACAUCAACUGAUGUACUUUCAAGUGUAUCUAGUCAGUCUGUAGAAAGCACUGUACCAACAUCUACAGUUACUGAUACUGAGACUUUCUCCGAAGUGUCUUCAGUUUCAUCAACAUCUGCAGAUAUUGGAACAACCUUAGAAGCCUCAACUACACCUUCAACAAUUGCUUCAACUGUCACUUUACAAGAUUCAACAAUGCAGCAGCUGUCAACUGACUCGACUCUUUCUGUUUUACCUUGUAAUUGUACUUUGAACUUAGAAGAGUUGAAUUAUUGUGUUUCUUUAAGCAAACAAGAUGUUAUAGAUAAUUUUCAUGGACGAUGUUACGCUGAUAAACUAGUUGAAGCAAUUAGUUUUCUUAAUUCACGAAUCGAAUAUCUCAGUCUUCGAAUUUUACAUUUCGAUUCUUGUCGCAAACAGCUUCGAAAUGAGAUUUUAUUAAAGCGCAACUUAGUUAUUUCAGAAUAUGAUCAGUGCGCUAUUAAUACAGACUGUAGACUUGAACAACUGAGGUACUUAAUAAAGCACAAAAAAGAACAACUAGAGUUUGAUUUGGAAUUUGAAAGAUCUGGAUACGGCGACUACUUCUUUAAAGGAAUCUACAAAAAAGUGAAGAGUAUAUUUUAAAAGUUUAGAAAUAUGUUUUAAAAGUGACCAAACUUCAAAUAAAAAUUGGAAAGAAAAUAUUCGUGAUAUUGUUACUUAGAUACAUUUUAGCAUCAUUGCUGCAUAGAAACGUGCAACAUCGUUGCAUAGAAACGUGCGUCAUCUUAGUUAAAUAUACAUACACAUUUAUAUAUGUUACAAUUUUUUAUUUGAAAUUUUUUGUGGUUUAUUAUAAAAUAAAUAUAUCAAGUUUAUUGUUUUA
Messenger RNA from Hydra vulgaris (swiftwater hydra), 35044 nucleotides. The record is from RefSeq and is a predicted model, not a curated record. Lineage: Eukaryota; Metazoa; Cnidaria; Hydrozoa; Anthoathecata; Hydridae.